UUGAAGUUCCAGCCCGAGCUAUUACUUGGUACGGGUACCACUGCAGUAGAUUAUUUUAUUGUUUUAUUGAAUUUCAUUUUAUUUUACCCAAGUAGCCAAGUCACCGCCGACGUGACUCAAUCCCAAGGUUCUUGAGGUUUACCUUCUUUUCUCAGUUCAUGAUACCUAUUGAUUGACCCUUUCUUUUUUUAAUUCUCUGGUCAAAUUAUUUUAUUUAUUUCCUCAAGCCACUUGAAGCUCUUAAGGUACUUCAAAGUAGCUAUCAGAGCCCUUUUCCUACAAUAAACACUCUGAAGUACAUAAAUACUUUGCAAGAACCGCAACCAUGGAGGAGAAUAAGCCAGCUGAGCCUUCCAAGAGCGCCUUGAAGAAGGCCGAGAAGGAGGCCAAGAAGGCCGCUGAGAAAGCUGCAAAGGCGGCCAAGCAAACUACUCUCCCAGUAGUUGGCGGUGGAAAGAAGGCCGAUGACAUUAUAGGUAUCACCGUCUCAAAGGCCGAUAACUUUCCGCAAUGGUACCAAGAAGUCGUACUCAAGGCCGAGAUGGUUGAGUACUAUACCGAAAUCUCGGGAUUCUUCAUCAUGCGUCCGGCCACUAUGUACAUCUGGAAUGUCAUUCGCAAAUGGUUCACCGAGCGCAUUGAGGAAAUGGGUGUUGACGAGACAAACUUUCCCAUGUUCUUGUCCCAAAAGUCACUAGAGAAAGAGAAGGACCACGUCGAGGGCUUUGCUCCCGAAUUGGCCUGGGUUACGAAGGCAGGUGACAAGAACCUCGAAGUCCCCGUUGCGGUCCGCCCUACCUCGGAAGCCGUCAUGUACCCCUACUACGCGAAGUGGAUUCGAAGCCACAGAGAUCUUCCCUUCAGACUCAACCAGUGGAACUCGGUCGUUAGAUGGGAAGCAAAGCAAACUACCCCCUUCUUGAGAGCAAGAGAGUUCUUGUGGCAAGAAGGUCACACCGCACAUCUUACCGAAGAGCUUGCUGGAGAAGAGGUCUUGCAAAUCCUGGAGCUUUACGCUGGCAUCUACGAACAGCUACUCGCUGUCCCAGUCGUGCGAGGUAAGAAGACGGAGAAUGAGAAGUUCGCUGGUGGAUACUAUACAACUACAGUCGAAGGUUACAUUCCUUCCAACGGACGAGGUAUUCAAGGUGGUACCUCGCACUGUCUUGGACAAAACUUUAGUAAAAUGUUCGACAUCACCGUCGAAGACCCCAAUGAGAAGGGCAAGCACAUCAAUGUCUGGCAAAACUCGUGGGGUCUGUCGACUCGUGUUAUUGGUGUCAUGGUCAUGAUUCACGGCGAUGACAAGGGAUUGGUUCUCCCUCCACGGAUCGCCAAGGUACAAACAAUCCUAAUCCCGGUUGGCAUCACCAAGAGCACUACCCCUGAGGAUAAGACGAAGCACUAUGAGAAGCUGGCCGAUAUCAAGAGUACCCUCAAGAAGGCGGGUAUUCGCGUGGAGGACGAUCUGAGAGAUGGCUACACCCCGGCCUGGAAGUUCAACGACUGGGAAUUGAAGGGUGUCCCACUUCGUCUAGAGUUUGGACCCAAGGAUGCGGCCAAGGACGUCGUCAGUUUCGCGCGCCGGGAUACUGGUGAGAAGGGAACUAUUGCUCUAGCUGAACUGGCCACGAAGGUCCCUGAGCUUCUCGAGACUAUCCAGGCCGAUAUGUACAGCAAGGCCGAGAAGUCCUACCGAGAACACCGCAUUGUCAUCAAGAAAUGGGAGGAUGUUAUCCCUGCCCUCGAUGCCAAGAACGUUGUUAUCAUUCCCUUCUGCCUUGACGGCAAAUGCGAGGACAAGAUCAAGGAGUUGACCACGGGACGCACAGACGAGGAUCCUGAUACCCCCGAAGCACAAAAGGCCCCGUCUAUGGGUAUGAAGAGUUUGUGUAUUCCCUUUGAACAGCCGGAAGAACUAGCCAAGGGCUCCACCAAGUGCUUGAACCCGGAAUGUCAACGAUUAGCUGAGACGUUUGUUAUGUUUGGUCGUAGUUAUUAAGCUAGGCCUUCGUAUUUGAAGUCAGGAAUCUUUACGCAGAAACUGGGCAAAUGGAUGUAGGAAGAUAUCGGGUGCGGGAGUGAGAUUUCAGAUGCGGGAGUGACAUGGUUCUGAAAUGGCGGGCUAUAGUGGAUUUGCUUACAAGAAUUCUAAGAAGUGACUGUCUUCACAUUUCAUGGCUCAUUGGUGUAACUAUAAAACCGGACUUGGUGAUGCCGAAUGUAGCAGGUAAGGGUAAAAACGGCGCGAUCGUGAGAUGCUACUCCAGAUCCAUAAUCAUUUAUAAGUGUAUGCAUAUGAUCGCAUUCAGCUACCUAAAGUUAAGCCCGUUCAAACCGUCUCAGGUGGUUCAUUUAUCCGACGAUGAAAGAAAAGGGGGGCGAUUAUC
Hypoxylon fragiforme is the source of this 2390-nucleotide messenger RNA. RefSeq names its product proline-tRNA ligase-like protein. The coding region runs from base 326 to 2002 and encodes 558 amino acids. The record is from RefSeq and is a predicted model, not a curated record. Gene Ontology annotation, cellular component: aminoacyl-tRNA synthetase multienzyme complex; cytoplasm. NCBI's taxonomy places the organism in Eukaryota, Fungi, Ascomycota, Sordariomycetes, Xylariales, Hypoxylaceae. Gene Ontology annotation, biological process: prolyl-tRNA aminoacylation. The transcript is spliced from 2 exons. Gene Ontology annotation, molecular function: proline-tRNA ligase activity; ATP binding.